This is a messenger RNA of Dracunculus medinensis (Guinea worm), 1527 nucleotides long. NCBI's taxonomy places the organism in Eukaryota, Metazoa, Nematoda, Chromadorea, Rhabditida, Dracunculidae. The record is from the annotation of a GenBank genome assembly.
AUGCUUUUUCUCUUAUUCUGUUCUGGAAAUAAGGACGCAAAUCGCCUUUUCGAAGAUUUAUUAGCUGAUUAUAAUAAAUUGGUCAGACCCGUUGAUAAUAAUAGUGAAACACUUAUUGUGCGCUUUAAGCUGAAAUUAUCUCAACUACUUGACGUUCAUGAAAAAAAUCAAAUUAUGACGACAAACGUUUGGCUUCAACAUAGUUGGACAGAUUAUAAACUGAAGUGGAAUCCAUCGGAUUAUGGUGGCGUUGAGGUUCUUUAUGUGCCUUCUGAUAUGAUUUGGUUGCCUGAUAUCGUUUUAUACAAUAAUGCUGAUGGUAAUUAUCAAGUGUCGAUAAUGACAAAAGCAAAACUCUUGGCGAAUGGAACGGUUGAGUGGGCGCCUCCAGCAAUUUACAAAAGUAUGUGUCAAAUCGAUGUUGAAUGGUUUCCUUUCGAUGCACAAACAUGUGAAAUGAAAUUUGGAUCAUGGACCUACGGAGGAUUGGAAGUUGAUUUAAAACACAAGGAUUCGCAUUUGGUAAGAGAAGAACAGGAGACCGUCUUGGGACUCGAUGGCGAAUAUGAAGAGACAGUUUGGAUUGUCGAUGAAGGUAUCGAUUUAAGUGAUUAUUAUCCGAGUGUUGAAUGGGAUAUUUUGCGAGUUCCAGGCAAACGCCAUGAAAAGAGGUAUCCAUGUUGUGAAUCGCCUUUCAUUGAUCUAACUUAUGAAAUUCAUUUGAGACGCAAAACAUUGUUCUAUACAGUUAAUCUGAUAUUUCCUUCUGUUGGUAUUAGUUUUCUCACUGCUCUUGUGUUCUAUUUGCCUUCAGAUGGCGGUGAAAAAAUUCCACUUUGCAUUUCAAUUUUGAUUUCUCUACAGUUGUUCUUCUUGUUGUUAGUGGAAAUUAUUCCUCCAACAUCAUUGGUGAUACCACUUAUUGGCAAAUAUUUACUUUUCACAAUGGUACUUGUAACACUUUCUGUUGUCAUCACAGUAAUUACUUUGAAUGUUCACUUUCGAUCGCCAACGACACAUUUAAUGCCGCAAUGGACUCGUAAAUUGUUUAUCGAAAUAUUGCCGAGAUAUCUUUUAAUACAACGGCCACCACCAAUGAAUCUUGGGCCAGUCUCCAAGAUAAAUCUCGAUUCGGCAUUUAUCCCACGAAAGAAAUCAUCUGGAAGAUGGAGUUUCAGCACGAGGCCUCGAGAUUAUUUUGCAUCUGCAAUGUUUGAUCAGAUGGAUUUUUUAUCACCCAACUACAGCUCUUCAAUUAGUGGUACGAAUGUUGCUGAUCAAAGUAGUAAUACAAGUUUUCAAAAAGAAUUUACUCCAAUCAAAAGCGCUGUUGAUAGUGUUUCAUACAUAGCCGAUCAUUUGAAAAAUGAUGAAGAAGACCGGCAGGUUGUUGAGGACUGGAAAUAUAUAUCCGUUGUAAUAGAUCGAAUUUUUUUAAUUCUUUUCACAACGGCUUGUAUGCUUGGUACAAUAACAAUUAUCUUUCGUGCGCCAACAAUUUACGAUAGGACUAUUGCUUUGGCAUAA